UAUCAAUCAACAUUCUUUAGGGCGGGUCGCUUUAUUUAUUAAUUCUUUGCUCAGUUUUGGUUUUUAUUUAUUUUAUUUCAAAUUCAUUUAAAUUUCAUAAAUACAAAUUAGCUCCUGCAGUAAAAUAAAGUGUUCAUAAAAAUGAAACCUGUGGAAAGUGUUAUUUUUGUUGCUAUAAUAGCAUUGUGUUUGGCACAAACAGCGAUGAGUAUUAAAUGUUGGGAAUGCCGUUCCGACAACGAUCCCAAAUGUGGUGAUCCCUUUGACAAUAGUACCUUAGUCAUUACCGAUUGCAGUCAAGAACCAGAACUGGAUUUCUUGCCAGGAGUUCGCCCAACCAUGUGUCGCAAAAUCCGCCAAAAGGCUCAUGGUGAGUGGCGUUAUUUCCGUAGCUGUGCUUACAUGGGAGAGCCCGGUAUUGAAGGCGAUGAACGCUUUUGUUUGAUGCGCACAGGCAGCUAUAACAUUUUUAUGGAAUAUUGUACCUGCAACAGCAAAGAUGGUUGCAAUGCUGCGGGUCUGCUAACAGGCAACCAGGUAGCAAUUGGCUUUACAACGUUCAUUGUGACAACAGUGGCUUGGUUCUUAAGGCAGUAAACAAGUACAACUAAAAGGAUCGUUUGUAUAAGUCCUUUUUAAAAAACUAAACUAGAAAAUAACUUCGUGCCUUCUUCGAAUAUUAAUUUAAUGUAGCAUUUUAUAGUUUUUAACAUUAUUAUGUUAAUUAACAUACUUAACUUUAUGCCGUCCACAUUCUGUUAGUAACAUUCCAUGUUGUAUUCAUACAAUUAUCAAGUAUUUUUUAUAUGUUUGUCGACUAUAUUUUUUACAAAUUAUAGAAUCUCGAGAUUAAAUCCGUCUCAGCAACAAAUUAUGUAGGUUUAUGCUUAUAUAAUUAUAUUGUAAAAUAAAUUUAUUAUACAUUUGCCGUGAAAAUUACAUAUUUUUUAUGUAAACCAAAUAAAUUUAUAAAUUUUUUAAGUAUAUAUAA
Calliphora vicina (urban bluebottle blowfly) is the source of this 991-nucleotide messenger RNA. RefSeq names its product crooked (gene crok). Gene Ontology annotation, biological process: positive regulation of voltage-gated potassium channel activity; sleep; regulation of synaptic transmission, cholinergic. The transcript has 2 exons. Bases 142 to 597 code for a protein of 151 amino acids. NCBI's taxonomy places the organism in Eukaryota, Metazoa, Arthropoda, Insecta, Diptera, Calliphoridae. The record is from RefSeq and is a predicted model, not a curated record.